Molecule: messenger RNA, 354 nt
Organism: Sparassis crispa
Lineage: Eukaryota; Fungi; Basidiomycota; Agaricomycetes; Polyporales; Sparassidaceae
Exons: 4
Coding region: 1-354 (117 amino acids)
Source: RefSeq, a predicted model, not a curated record
AUGCAAGCCGCGCAAGAGGACGCUGUGCUCUUUGCGUCAGAUGUCGCGCUAGACACCCUUGACGACCAUACCUUGUUCGGUGACGACGGUUCUAUUGACGAGAGGAGACUCUUCGAAGCUGCAUAUCCAGUCGUACGCCUACCUAUUAGGUCCUGUGAAUCGGAGUCUAUCGGGCAUGGUGCUUCGUCCGCAGGAAAUUCCCCCUCUCCACCUCAUAACGUCGGAGGGUACGAGACUAUACGACCAUUUUCCACCUGGCCUCUUUACACAGGUUCCCCUACUAUUUCGCUCCCUCAAACAAGCGUCACGCAUCACGUUCACUUACGGUCCCCGAGAUCCAUUGUUCCUCAAUGA